CACCGGGCGUUAGCCACUCGUCAGCACGAAGUCGAAGAUGUACCUUGUACCGGUCUUAUUCUCCGUUGUACUUCUUGCUGCUGCCAACAGUGCUAAGAAAUACCGAGACUGCAAACCCGAGGCAAAGGACCAAGUUGCAUGGGAGUUCUCGAACAGAUGGUGAAGGCGCUUGAGAAGGAGACCUUCUACCUCUUCAAGGCAACUUCCGACCGCUUGAAAAAAUGUACGUACAUGAAGGUAAAUGAGACGAAGGAUGAUGAUCAUCACAAUGGGACAUUGCUCACCAGAGGCGGAUUAGGGAGAAGAGAAGAGGUAACAACCGUUGUUGGAGAGGGCAAUCGUCUCAAUUUUGGCAGCGUAGAAUUCGGUUCCUUUCCUGUAUUGUACACCGACAACUCCACCUGUAGUGUUUUUGCCUCACCAGAUGAGAAAGAUGUGUUCCUGUGGGUCGCUGGCAGCACCGCAGCAAACGCUACUUUUGAUGCGUGCUGCAAGAAAGUCUUCAAAAGGGAAGUGAGGAAUGCCAACCAGACCAUAUACCACAAGUUCUCCAAGGCGUGCCUCAAGUCUUCUAAGUCUCCGUGAACUAUUAGUGUUUUGUGAGACGCUCUCCCCCCCUCCCCGAAACCAUAUGAAGUAAAAUAAACAAAAUGUAACCGUGUAGUGCA
Ornithodoros turicata is the source of this 668-nucleotide messenger RNA. Its product is annotated as allergen Arg r 1-like. The record is from RefSeq and is a predicted model, not a curated record. NCBI's taxonomy places the organism in Eukaryota, Metazoa, Arthropoda, Arachnida, Ixodida, Argasidae. The coding region runs from base 139 to 585 and encodes 148 amino acids. The transcript has 5 exons.